This is a messenger RNA of Rotaria sp. Silwood1, 504 nucleotides long. The record is from the annotation of a GenBank genome assembly. Lineage: Eukaryota; Metazoa; Rotifera; Eurotatoria; Philodinida; Philodinidae.
AUGUUACGUUGGCAACGCAUCUUAUUAUGCUCAUUUAUUUUAUGCUUUAAAUUUUCAUCUAUAAGAUCAUCUAUUCCAUCAAAUAAAUUCAAUAUAACUUUACUGACACCAGGCAAUUCAGCAUUACCAACUGUAACACCACAUAAAUCAGUACAUAUUAAAUAUAAAUUGCCCAAGGAUGAAGAUCAAUGGACAAUUGUUGAAAUUGAACCAUCAAUUCAAACACAUCGAAAAACAAUUCAAUACUUGACUGUUCAUCUUUGUAAAACAUCUAUUCAUCCUUCGAUUUCGUAUGAUGAGAAAACGGUAUGUAAUGGUAGUGAAUCAAUGUUGAUCUAUGAAUGGACUUCAUAUUCAUCAUCAUCUCUUUUUCGUAUAUCUGAUGGUUCUGGUUUUGAUUUACGAAAAUUUAAAUCCAUUGUACUUACAGUUAUGUAUAGAAAAGAAAAAAAAACACAUAAAGAACAAUCAGGUGUUAUACUGUACAUAUCAAUUCAAUCGUAA